CGUAAAUAGGCAUGUCCACCGGCAAGUGCGUGUUGUUUUUGACGAUGUUUAGUUCAUGAUUUAGCAUAGAAUUAUCUAGUCACUGCUUGCUGUUUUAAGGAUGGUGUUAAUGAAAUACUGAUCUUGGAAAAGCCCUUGUCCACUCCUGCCUGGAUUUACUUGCAAGUAAUGAUACUCAUGUUGUGAUCUCCCAGGCCAUCAGUCCCCAUCGUCAUGUCCAAAUCAUCUGAGGAGGUGCUGCUCAUUGUCAACCAUGUACGACAAAAGAAGACUGAUGGAACUCUGUAUCUCAUGGGCACCCGCUUGGCAUGGAUGCCGGGGGGGAAGAGCUCUUUCACUAUCAGUCACAUGUAUGCCAACAUUAAAACGCAGAAAAUUUCCCCAGACACAAAAGAUAAAGUGCAGUUGCAGCUGGUGAUGCAUGAUGGUGGUGCAAACACAUUCCACUUCAACAACGCCGAGGGCCGGUCAGCACAGAUGCGGGAUCGCGACAGUGUCAAGGAGCUGCUCCAGCAACUGCUGCCUAAGUUCAGGAUGAAAAUAAGCAGUGAACUUGAGGAGAAAAACAGAAUGCUGCAGGAUGAUCCGGAGUUGUUUCAGCUGUACAAGGACCUGGUGGUCAGUCAGGUGAUCUCGGCCGAGGAGUUCUGGGCAUCACGUGCUCACAAAUUUACAAACAAUACAAGCAAGCCAGAGACUAAGCAAGUUGUUGGAAUUUCUCCUGCGUUCUUGGCAGAUAUCAAGCCUCAAACGGACGGCUGCAAUGGUCUCAAGUACAACCUCAAUGCUGAUAUCAUCGAGUCUAUCUUCAGGACAUAUCCCAUGGUGAAGAGGAAGCAUGCUGAGUAUGUGCCCCACAGGAUGACUGAAAGUGAGUUCUGGACCAGGUUUUUCCAGUCGCACUACUUCCACCGAGAUCGUACGCACACUGGCACGAAGGACCUGUUCUCUGAAUGUGCCAAGAAUGAUGAUGAAGACAUGAAGGAGGAGAUUAGCCGCAAUGUAUCGGACCCACUCAUUGAUCUGUCCCGGAUCAGAGACACGGCCAUAGAGGAGGGUUAUCGAGGAAUGAUUGAGGAUAGUCGAAAGAGCAAUAAUGUCACUAACUUGUCCAUGAUCCGACGCUUCAACCAUCACUCCACGAUGGUUUUACGGGCAUGUGAAGUCAGUACCAGCAGCAUCUCCCUGGAUGAUUCCACAAAGACCAGUAAUGGGGAAUGCAGUGUUCAGAACGGCGGCUCUGCUGGUCCAGAGGCAGCCACACCUUCUACCAGUAAAGAUUCUUCAGGAGAACCUGUCAAUAAGAAGCGGAAACUCCAGGAGAAGCUUGAGUACUCAGACCUGCAGAAUGACUUGAUAACAAACCAUGUGAACCUGAGACUGGGGAAAAUGGAGCGCUACCUGCACGGCCCCACUCCUGUCAUGGCUGCUAAGUACACCACCAGUGAGAAUGUGAUGCAGGCGCUACAUGCUGUUGGGGAGGAGAUCCAGCACUGGAACCCCCAGCUCACUCAGGUACUCCCCGGGGGCCAGGCGAUGAGCAUACUCAGUGAACUCUCACCAGGGGGCACUCUCAUGCAGGGCACCAGUCAGCAGCAGUUACACCAGAUGAUUCCCCGUGAUGUCCAGGAGGAAAUCAAACAGCAAUACAACGCUCUCUGUGAACUCCUGAGACACUUCUGGACAUGUUUCCCUCCAUCGUCAAAGUUCAUCGAGGAGAAGAUAGGGAAAAUGAGGACAACUUUAGAAAAAUUCCAGCUCACCAAGCUUAACCCACUGAAGGACAAGCUAGCAUCAUACCAUUACUCUGUGAAUCUGUGCGGGCACAUGGAGGAGAUGCUACAGGCUGCCUACAACAAGUUUGAUGCCUGGCAGGCCAAGAAGCUGAGUCGCAGAUGAGACGGACUUCUUCUGCCUUGUUUACGGCUUUUAUUUGGUGCUAAUGUCAGACAGUGCAAACUGCAUCCAUCAAGACCUGCCCAGGGUCAGAGCAGAGUGGACCGUGAAUCAUAUACAUUGACAGCACUCGGUGCUAUAGUCCACCAUUGUGUGCACUGUGUAGUGCUCCUCAUCACCACUGUGUGGGUAACACAGUUGUAGGAAAGAGGUGGAACUUUCUGUGGAUAUCAGCAUGAUUGGAAAGAUAUCAGUAUUUAUUUGUGACAGAAGACAUGAGGACAUGUGCUGUGAUGAGAAUUGGCGAAAACCCGAUUUUGUGCCUUGGACAAUUGGUGGUCUUUUCGAGGCUUGUAUGAACAGCUGUGCAGAGCUGUAUGGUUGGUGUGCCAGGUCUGAGUUUCCCCCAUGUAAACCGCUCAAAUCCCCACCGACAAGUAGGGCACUGGAGGAAAAGAUGGAGGAAAUUGACUCCAUGGUUAAAAGGUGAAGAUGAAGAAAUUUGCAAGGAGACAUGAGAAACGAGACACGCUGUGGUGUGUUGAAACAGAGACUCCAGCUUGAAGAGUCAUCACUUGUUUUGUGUAACCAUAGUGAUGGUGACUGGUGAGAAGGAAGCCUGGGGUUGGUGGAGCUCACUCUGUAUCCAGUAUUAUCAUAGCACCAGAAACGUGGAGUCGCUCCUUCACAGGCGUACCACAAAAUGACAUCGUACAGGGAUGCUUCAUACUGAUAGAAGCGUGUUGAGGUGUACAAGGGCUUUGCAGUGUGCACUAGAUUAGCAGAGUUGAUGGAGAAACAUAGCCUGAUGUAUCAGUUGAUCCUGCAGAAUCAUCUUCUGUCCCUACAGAGUAAAACUACAUAGUCUACGGCUGGUAUUGGUAGCAGAAUGUUUGGUUCAUGAGUCUCUUCAAAGAAGUGAAAAUAUGACAAUGAUCAUGUGUCUAUUUUUCAUAAGAUUUUAAAAGUAUUUUCAACUCCUGAAGUUAGAUCAUGAUUCAUAUUGAGUAUGAUCAAGAUCAUAUAAGGUCAAGUAGGUUUGGCCAAAAAUGUCCCAUUAGCAAUAAGCGAUAUGACAUCACAAUGCUUUGUUGUUGAGAAAAAUACAAUAUGACCAUGAUGACAUCACAAUUUGACAUCAUGAUGUCAUUUAAACAAUAGGCUAACAUCAGUGGAGUUUCUCUGUAGGGUUCAUAUUUUAUGUUUUCUUACUUUUCUUUCUUUAAGUGACAAUGAGUAAUAAAUAGAGUUACCAACUGGGAAUUAUAGAUGUCCUGUCCCUUGUGAAUGAAUGAUGUAAGUGGCCAUGGAUUGGCUUUUAUUCCAAUGGGAGGGAUAUUGUGGAAUUCCUUGUAAGCUGUAACUGAUUGGAUAAUAUUGUGCUUAUGUUCAAUAUGUGCACAGAGGUAGAUAUUCCAGCUGCUAUAUGUUGUUCUUGCUUGUAGAAAUACUGUUUGUAAGUAAGCACUGUAUGCCAGGAGUCCAAAAGUCACCAUUUUUGUGAGUAUUAAUUACUGAUGAUUUGUGAAUGUGAUAUGUCUUCAAACAUACACACCACCCUGGACAGUGUAGUAGGACAUGCCUGGACAACAUUGCACAAUUAACAGUAGGGAAAAGUAUAGUUUUCUCCCAGUUGUUAGUUUAGGCUUUAUGAGACGUCUGUAGCUGUUUUUAUGGACCAAAGAAAUGACAUAUUGACUGAGGACAAAUUAAGUCUGAGGUCAGUCAUUUUCCUGUCCAUAAAAACAAGUAUUGACCUCCUGUAAAGUUUAUAAUUGUUUUAUUGUAUAACAGAGACAAUAACAAUAUAGAACAAUAUAUAACAAUAUAUACUCAUCCUUUGAAUUUGGUUGUUGGAAUAAUUUAGUGCAUUUCUUGAGAAGACAAAAAUGAGAGGAAUGUCCCUAUUAUCCAACAUGACCUAACUUGACAGCUGCUUGGUGUGUGUAUGAUCAUGCAUAUAGUUUCCAUAACUUGAUAAUAAAAUCAACUCGAUGCCCUUGUUGUAAGGUCAUAUUAAGAUGAAACAUCAUGAAGAAUACCUUGUAUGUCCUACAUUCUACCCAAGCAAGUCGCCAUCCUGCAGAUUGUUGGGGUGCUCGGCACUACAUAUGUAUAAUGCAGUAAACAUAUCACCGUGGAGAUCGCAAGGUCAGUAAUCUUCAGUGCGGACAGAUUCUCACUCUCCAUCCAAUAUAUUAAUAUGCGAAUAAAAUGCUAACGCCAUGGCUGCGCUAGCUACAGUAGCAUUAGGUGGUUCCAGCAGACAGGUUUGGAGAAUACCACCUCAUGUAAUUUCCAUUCUAUUUUUAGUAACUCUAAUCAAUACCUUAAAUUAUCAGACCUGACAUGGGGUCAAGAAUUGUUUCUGUUGAAUGACUCCUGACUGCAACUAGGCCAAUUGAUAUGGUGGAAACUUUGUAUUAUGUGAUAAUUUUAAUUACGUUUUUCAUUUAAAAACAUAUUAUCAUUUUUAUUGACACAACAAUUAAUGAGGAUCAGUCAUGUGGUCAUGACAGAAAAUAGGCAACAACGGUAUAGAUAGGAAUUCACUGGCCACAAUGGUGGGAGGG
Molecule: messenger RNA, 4469 nt
Organism: Haliotis rufescens (red abalone)
Lineage: Eukaryota; Metazoa; Mollusca; Gastropoda; Lepetellida; Haliotidae
Product: general transcription factor IIH subunit 1-like
Exons: 15
Coding region: 214-1899 (561 amino acids)
Biological process (GO): transcription by RNA polymerase I; transcription by RNA polymerase II; nucleotide-excision repair
Cellular component (GO): transcription factor TFIIH holo complex; transcription factor TFIIH core complex
Source: RefSeq, a predicted model, not a curated record